This is a messenger RNA of Macrosiphum euphorbiae (potato aphid), 1068 nucleotides long. Lineage: Eukaryota; Metazoa; Arthropoda; Insecta; Hemiptera; Aphididae. The record is from the annotation of a GenBank genome assembly.
AUGCGUAAUAUGUCUAGUGACAAUACAAUGCCUGAUAAUGAGUGUCAUCGUUGUUCUGCUGGAAAAAAGGAACCUGUGACACGCACGUGUGAUGAGCAGAAAGAAAUUCUCUCAUCGGUUGUUGACGAUUAUUAUCCUUGGGGAAAACCUGGACACGGGGCUCCCAACGACGAUGGUCUUCGAAAAAGGAAAAUAUUUGCAGAUCCUCCGUCUCCUCCUUGGAAGGAAAUUAGUAAUGAAGUGACGAAAAUGGGAAGACCAGGAGGCGGUGCACCUCAAAAGACGUCGUCCGGAAAAAUCAAAAACUUCCGUAUCGAAGACCCACAACUUAGAUUUCAAUUUCAUGCUCCCGAUAGAAAUAUGGUUGACAAUGAUCUUCGAUACAGAAUGCCAUUGAAAGACCAAAGAGCAUAUAAGUUGGAACUAGAUGAAAUGGUCAGGGAAAAACAAGAAAUAGUAGAAGAGAACCGCAGAAAAGAAAUGAUCCAAGAUCAGAAAUUGAAUUCGAUCGCAGAUCCCUGGGGUACUCCAUGCCCAGGGGGUGUUAUUUGGAGAGAUCCAAAAAGUAUUGGAAAAAACUUCUUUCGAUCGUUGGGAUACGUGGAUGGAAGGAUAUUAAAAUUGGGAUCGCAUUCAAACGACAAUAAAGAAAGCACUGAAGAUAUUGAAGCGAUUACGGGUGGCGUAGAGUUAGCUACGUUACUCGCUUCGAGAAGAAGACAUGACAGUAAAUGGCCAUUGCACACUAGCGACGUAACGAAAAUUUAUGAUCCUAAAUCAAAUUUCUUGAUAGAUGAAAAAGAAUAUCACAAGUUUCUCGAAAGACAAAUCAGUGGGCGAGAAAAACGCAAACAACACGAGCGCGAAGAAGAUAUACAAGAAGGACAAAAGCACCAUGCAAAUUGGAAUGAAUUCUGGGGUAGACCUGGUGGUGGAGCACCAAAAGGAACAACGAGGCAAAAAGAAAAUCUUGAGUAUAUGCUCUAUCAGCUGCCUAUAAUCAAUAGGUUAAAAGAAAAAGAAGAGAGAAAAAAUUGUGGCGAUUGCAAAAAAUCACCAGAAAAAUAA